Pogoniulus pusillus (Red-fronted tinkerbird) is the source of this 1553-nucleotide messenger RNA. RefSeq names its product leucine rich repeat containing 61 (gene LRRC61). NCBI's taxonomy places the organism in Eukaryota, Metazoa, Chordata, Aves, Piciformes, Lybiidae. The transcript has 2 exons. Gene Ontology annotation, molecular function: protein binding. The record is from RefSeq and is a predicted model, not a curated record. The coding region runs from base 74 to 949 and encodes 291 amino acids.
CGGAGGAGGCGGGGCCGAGGGGCUGCCGGGAGCGGCAGGGUCGGGCUCAACCCCUUCCCCAAACCGCCACGGCAUGGAGGGCCGAGGGGAGGGAGCCGAGGAGCCGCCCCAGGACCUCCCCCAGGAGCAGGAGGAUGCAGAUGAUGAGGAGGAGGAUGAGGAGGAGGAGGAGGAGGAGGAGGGCGGGGUGCGGAUCACGGCGCAACUGCUGAAGGCCAGCAGCGGGGAGUUCGCGCUGGAGUCCAUCCUGCUGCUGCGGCUGCGCGGCCGCGGCAUCGCCCACCUGGGCUGCUUGGGCGACUGUGCCAAUCUGGAGUGGUUGGACCUAUCCGGCAAUGCCAUCACCCGCCUGGGCCCACUGGCAGCCCUCAAAGCCCUGGCAGUCCUCAACCUGGCCCAGAACCGCGUGGCCAGGCUAGAGCCGCUGGCAUCGUGCCCCAACCUGCAGAGCCUCAACCUGGCGGGCAACCGGCUGGGUAGCCUGGCACGGCUGCGCUGCCUGAGCGGGCUGCGGCGGCUGGAGAGCCUGCGGCUGCGCGACCCCCUGACCGGCAUCGCCAACCCGCUAUGUGCCAGCGCUCCAGCCUACCGCGCCUCGCUGGCUGCCAUGUUCCCCGGCCUCAAGUCCAUCGACGGCGAGCGGGUGUCGGGGCGCGGCAGCGAGCUCUACCAGCUGUGCCGCGACCUCGACAGCUCGCUGGGCCGCGGCGCGCCCACCGGCGGCGGCACCGGCGGCCCCGAAGCGCCGCGGGCAGCGCAGCCCUGGGUGGAAGCAGGGUUCUGGGAGGCGCGGGCGCCGCGGCGCAGCUCCAUCGUGGAGGAGGCUUACCGGCAGUUCGGCGAGGCGCUGCGCGAGUGCCGGGAGCUCAGCCGGCGCGCCGACGACUCCAUCGCUCAAGCGCAGCGGGCACUGGGCACCCGGCCCGACCCCGGCUCCUUCGUUUUCUGAGACCCUCCCCCCUCAACCGGUACCAGGAGAGAAGACUCCCAGCAGCAUCACCCCCGUACUGUAUGCUGCUAGCACCGGCCUGGCACGGCCCUCGAUGGAGGGACAAUGAGGCAGCUGGAGUGACACUAAAGCAGCCAGAGGGAUACUGGAGUGGCUGGAGGGAUGCUGGAGUGACUGGAGGGACACUUAAGUGACUGGAGUAAGACUGGAGGGAUAAUGGAGCAGCCAGAAGGAUACUUGAGUGAGUGGAGGGAUACUGCAGUGACUGGAUGGGUGCUGGGGCAACCAGAGUGAUGCCAGAGCAGCUGUGGUGAACCCAGCCUUGCCUACAGCCUGGGAGACUGUCAACCCCUCCCCCUCCACCAUGCCAAAGGUGACCCCCCCACCCAGAGCCAAGGGUGCCAGGGCUGCCCCUCAAGCACUCCAGGACAGGGGACAGCAGAGCCAUGGCAGGAGCCAAGAUGUUACAGGGAGCCUGAAGGCAGCCUGGGUAGUGGGGGAGGGUGCUGCAUGGGGAGACUGGGGGGUGCCACAGGGACCAGGGGACAUGGUGGGGUCGAGGAUACACCAUGGACUGGGCAGUAAAAGCUCUGCUGGCCUCCAA